CGGUAUAAGAACGAAGGGGGCGGCGGCAGGCCGGUCACUCAGUGCCGCUGCCUGGGGGGCUGCAGUGACCUCGCCGCUCCUGCUAGGGGCUGCCCACGCCGAAGACCUGCCUCUGUCGCCUCCUUUCCCGCUACCCAGUGUCCCUCGCAAGAGCAUCCCCAAGAUGGCAGAGGAGAGCAGUCCCAGGGACUGCAUGUCCUUCAGCGUGCUCAAGUGGGACCAGGUCAGCCGGCUGCACGAGGUCCUGACUGAGGUCGUCCCCAUCCACGGGCGAGGCAACUUUCCAACCUUGGAGAUAACCCUCAAGGACAUCGUCCAGACCGUCCGCGGCCAGCUGGAGGAGGCGGGCAUCAAAGUGCAGGACAUCCGGCUGAAUGGUUCUGCCGCCGGUCACGUCUUGGUCAAAGACAACGGCUUGGGUUGCAAAGACCUGGACCUGAUCUUUCACGUGGCUCUUCCCACCGAGGUAGAAUUUCAGCUGGUCAGGGAUGUGGUUCUGUGCUCCCUCCUGAACUUCCUGCCAGAGGGGGUGAGCAAGCUGAAAAUCAGCCCCGUCACCCUGAAGGAGGCGUACGUGCAGAAGCUGGUGAAGGUCUGCACCGACACCGACCGCUGGAGCCUGAUCUCCCUGUCCAACAAGAACGGGAGGAACGUGGAGCUCAAAUUCGUCGACUCCAUCCGGCGUCAGUUUGAGUUCAGCGUGGACUCUUUUCAGAUCAUCCUGGACUCGCUGCUCUUCUUCUAUGACUGCUCCAGCAGCCCCAUCUCGGAGCACCUCCACCCCACGGUGAUGGGAGAGAGCGUGUACGGGGACUUCGAGGAAGCCUUCGACCACCUGCAGAACAGACUGAUCGCCACCAAGAACCCCGAAGAGAUUCGGGGCGGGGGGCUGCUCAAGUACAGCAACCUCCUGGUGCGGGACUUCAGGCCCGCAGACCAGGAAGAAAUCAAAACCCUGGAGCGUUACAUGUGCUCCAGGUUCUUCAUUGACUUCCCGGACAUCCUCGAGCAGCAGAGGAAGCUGGAGACGUACCUUCAGAACCACUUUGCAGAGGAAGAGAGGAGCAAAUACGACUACCUCAUGAUCCUCCGCCGGGUGGUGAACGAGAGCACCGUGUGUCUCAUGGGUCACGAGCGGAGACAGACCCUGAACCUCAUCUCCCUUCUGGCCUUGCGCGUGCUGGCGGAACAAAACAUCAUUCCCAGUGCCACCAACGUCACCUGUUACUACCAGCCAGCGCCGUACGUCAGUGACGGCAACUUCAACAACUACUACGUGGCCCAGCCCCCGGUCACCUACAGCCAGCCGUACCCUACCUGGCUGCCCUGUAACUAACCUUGAGACCUGAGGGUUUCCUUCCGCAGCGGGGACCCCGGUAGGGCCAGGGCUCUCAGGUAGGGGAGCCUCCUUCUAGAUGUAGGUGUGUGGCUUUUAAAGGGGAACUCAGCUCUGAUUCUGCUUUUUUGUUUCUUUGGGGACCCAUUGGAACGGGUCUACAGUGUAUCAUGAGCCAACCCUAGAGGGACCCAUUAUUCCAUUAUUGCCCCUUUGGAAAAUGCUAUAGGAAGUGUGACCUAUCCACAUGGUUCCAGGAUGGACACUAACAUGUCCGGCCCCAAACAUCAGCCCUGGGGUUUGAGCUCUGUGCCGGGGCUGUGGCCGGGAAGUGCGUGGGCAGCACAUGAGCGGUGGUGCCCCUCUCUUCUCCCCUUGGGCCUGGAGGAGGCGCCGUUGGCCCCCACUUGGGAUUCUCCGCAGUGACGCAGAAGUUGUGCGCAUAGUCUGUUUGCUCGGAUCUGUUUCGGUCAGGCAGAAAGUGGUCAACAUGAGGGUGCUCCUGCGACUUAGCUGUUGUUCAAAGGACUUACAUUGCUUAUGUGUGUUUAUUCCCUGUCAGCAAAGCUGAGGAUUUGUUUCAUCAAUAAACCAAAGCCAGUAGCUGGAGAAUUGAGGUCUGGUCACAAGUGGUUUAUGGUGUAGAUGCUGUGCUGUCAUGAGGAAUUGUGUGAGAUAUUGCUGAGAAAAACAAAACAAAACAAAAAAACACACGAAAAAACAAAGACCUUUUCUUGAAAUGUAACUUGAAAAAAAAUAAUAAAAUGUGGAACAUAAUGUUAAAAUAGAACUGUGGUGGUGGUGGGGAUGGGGGUGGGGGUGAUUGUAAAUAGGAAGCAUGAAUGUUCAAAUUUUUUUUUUCUUGAAUUCUUAUCAAAUGACACUUUUUUUUUUCUCUUCAACUCAUCACUUUCAUUUUGCUCUUCCUAAGACUAAGGACUGUACUGAGUCUAGAGCCAUUGCAGUAACUGACAUGUGAGGGUCUUCCCAUAUUUUAAUUAGAAACCAUUUUGGUCACAUUCCGAGUAUGACAAGCUGUUUUCCUGAAGUACUUUGGCUGAUUUUUGUGUGUGUGUGUGUGUGUGUGUUUGUUUUUUUUCAAAAGCAGCAAUUUCCUCCUCCAGGUUUUUUUUUUGUUUUUUUUUUUUGACAGCCGAUGAAUUCAGGAAUUUCAGUCAAACUGAGUGACCUGUGGAAUGACCUGCGCUUAACAUGGCUUUAGAAUGGAACCUGCUGUCCCUAUGCUGUGUGUGCAGUAGAGGGUUAUGUCCAGUUGGGCCUUGUGUGUACGUCAGCGGUGCGGAGGCUCCUUGCAGUGAUGAAUUCCGAUGUAGUUAGGGAAGAAUUGAGUGAAUGGAGAGUAAUCUUCCUUAUUCUGGUAGAUUUAACCAUACUUGUUUAUAUUCUGCACUUUAGAGGAAAAACAGUGUUAAUCUCUAGUCUGAAGCAAAUUUAGUCAACAGGAGAAUCCUACGAUACUGUUGCUGUCCCACUAGAUUAAAUACGGGAUUUUGUGUUUUGUGGGGUUUCUUAGAAAGUAUCACUUUAGGAUAUCAAGGGCAGAAAAACACAAUAAUGCCAACUAGCUUGGUUUCUUAAGUGAUUUAAUCAAACCCAUGCUCCUGAUUUUAAAUUUCUCCUGUGGCCAUAAAACCCCCAAGCCCUGAGUGAUUGCUUUCUCCUUGCUUUAAGCAAUGAAGUUACCUUAAUGCAGAAAUGCUUCAUAGAAAAUGAGUGAUUUACCUUUUUCUAAAGAUGAUAUUUCAGGUUUUAUCUACAAUGUGAUAUCUUGGUCCUCUUAAAAGCAGAUGGGGCCUUGCUGACUCCCAAGGCUUAGCUGGUCUCCAGGCUGUGCUAUCAUAAGUCAACAGGAGCCACUUAGUGUAACCAGCGCCUGCCCUCCUGUGAGCCGGUGACAUUUGAAUUCAUUGGCUUUUGAGUCAAAGCCAGCGCCACAUGAGUGUGUGUGUGUGUGUGUGUGUGUGUGUGUGUGUAUGUGUGUGUGUGUGUGUUGGGGGGGGUGCUUCAGUGUUAGAGGGGGGCAAUGAAGAGUGAAUUCCAACUUUAAAAAUGAUAUGGUGGUCAUCUGUGACCUUAAAAGACUGCCAUUGUGGUCUGAUGGCAACAUGUUUGCACAAAAAUGACAGAUCAGUUUAACCAAAGCUUUGAAAUGCGAUGAAGCUGCCAACGAAAGCACUUGCUCACAGAAUUCAAGUCAGUAUUGCACCUACAAGAGGUCUUAGGGAUCAGGGUAAUAAGGCUCCAGAUGAAGAUAGGAUCAGAACCGCAUCAAGUCAUUAAAUUUCCAGUUUGACCUUGGAGUUCUUUCUGCUUAUUAUUUCCCCCAGCUGGUAUUAGUCCUCCUUCGAGAAUGGAGGCACAGAAGUUGCUAGAAAUUCCCGUCCCCCACCGCAGUUUUUUACCCUGUUUCAUGGUGACCAGCUUGCUAUAAUCCCUCAGCCUGAAGUUCUCGGUCAGCCCAGCUAUUACGGCAUUUGAGAGUUGACCUGUGUUCUAAUACCAUCAGGGUAAAAAGCUACACUGACCGAAGCUGCGCUUUUGAACCCCCACCCCAGUCUCGCGGUGUCUCUACUCCACCAGCCUUUUUGCCUGCCUGCCUCAGAAUAGACCAGGUAACCUUGAAUUUCAGGUGUCUGGAAAUUCUAGCUGAAAGCUGCCUUUCAUGCUGCUCACACAAGCACCAGGUACCCUGAACUUGCACUGAGUCCAGUGGUUCCUCUUUUCUGUGUGUUGAGUAACAUGAAACUUGGCAGUGGCUAAGGGCACUGAAGUUCAAGUGCAAGCUCUCAUGUACAUUUUAAGCAGCCUCGUUUGCUCCAGGAUUCUGAACAGUUUUCUGAUGCUUUCUGCAAGUAGGCAGCUUGUUAGCCCAGACUGCUUCUCAGAAUAAGGCCGAGCAGCAGUGAGAUGAAAGCAAUACCCUUUCCCCUGGUUUUGGCAGAAGGGCACACACUGAAUUCCUGGCCCCGAGAUCCAGUCUCACCCUUCAAUCUUACCUUGGCAGUAAGACACUAUUCCUCACUCAGUAACUAAACUCUGUCUCACCAACACCUUCCAUCAGGGUUCCUGCUGACUGCAUGUGGGCUGUGGCAUGGGCCACACCCGGAGUGAGUGGAGUAAGACAGAUGAGGGUUCCUGAUACAUGGUAAAAAAUGUGGUUUGGCAUUCAAGUGUUAUUUUCCCCCAGUUUGAUUUUUCCCUGGGGAUUUGAGUUAUAGCGAGCUGUGUGUGAACCUGUGAGGUUUUUUUUUUGUUCGUUUGUUAGUUUGUUUUUGUUUUUUGUUUUUUUGUGAUGAUGCAUUAAUAAACAAAUUACUAAAGCCCCAAAUCUGAUUGUCCUUCAGCCUCUCCACUAGGUUAGCCCUAACCCCUUAAUUUCAUGGUAGGUUAGGAUUUUUGCUAGUACUGCUUUCUUCACUUGGCAUAAGCAAUGUGCUAACUUUCAGAAUGCCUCCUUUCUAGUUAACUUUCUGGUACUGGUGCCUUGUUUUAGGAUGCAGCUAGAUUCUGAGCUCAAAUGUCCUCUUCCACAGAACAAAUGGUAGUUAUCCAGUUGUGAGAGGAGUCCUGGGAGCUUACCAGGGCCAUGACUUCCAGGGUGUCUGACUGGGGCUCCACAUUAGGGAGAAUCCCUUUGGGAGGAUUCUGGUAACGUGAAAGAACUUUCAGUUGCCAAGGUUAAAUUCGCAUCCUUAAUCUGGCAGAGACCAGAAUGUCCCAGCUGACUUUGGAACAUAUUCCAAUUCAGGCCCAUUAUAUUCCAAGGACCAAGGGAGGUGUAUGUGUGUGGGGGUGGGUGGGGGAGGGUGGAGGAGCAUAUUUAAAAAGACCUAGCAACUUUUCAGGAUUAUUUGCAGAGAUGUCCAAGGUGAGGAUCAGGAAAGAAAAUGCUUUUUUUGUGGGUGAGUUCAGUUCUAAAUCUUGUUUUCCUACCACUGAAAAAAAGAUAAGUUAAAGGUCAACAAAAACAAAAAUGCUUGGAGUUUUGCCUGGGCUAGCCAGAGUUGGUGCAAAUUGGUGUGUGUGUUUGUAUAGGAAGGUGAGAAGACCAUCCACUGAAGAGGAAGUCAUUAAAUAAUACGGAUUUUUUGUUUAAUAGAUUAAAAAUUAGUGGCCUUAGGAAAAUUAAAAGAGUUUUUAUCCAUUAAUUUCCAAAUUAAUACAGGGGAAAAGUUAAGAUACUUACUAGACUAAAUUGGAAGUUUUUUGUUGCUCUAGAUUUGCACAGGCUUUCACAUAGUAAUUUAUUAGUGAUGCCUAACGUGGGCGGUUUCCUCUUUGGUUGUAACGGUCACUGACCUUCUUAUGUGAUGCCGGAGAAAUCACUUGUCAAUGCAAGAUGUAUGAGAGCUUGAUGAAAUGAAGCUUUGAGUUUGAGAAAUAAAAAUAUAUUAAAACAAA
Molecule: messenger RNA, 5758 nt
Organism: Hipposideros armiger (great roundleaf bat)
Lineage: Eukaryota; Metazoa; Chordata; Mammalia; Chiroptera; Hipposideridae
Gene: TENT5C
Product: terminal nucleotidyltransferase 5C
Exons: 2
Coding region: 164-1336 (390 amino acids)
Biological process (GO): mRNA stabilization
Molecular function (GO): poly(A) RNA polymerase activity; RNA binding
Source: RefSeq, a predicted model, not a curated record